AAAGAAAUUGAUCAACCUAGAUAAAAUAGCAGAAGAGAGCUGUGAGAGGAAACAAAAAAAAAAAAAUUGAAGAAAAAAAAACCGCCAUUGAAAUGAUGAAGCAAAGCUCAUCGGAGGCAGUGUCAUCGUCUUCUUCAUCAGCCGCCGCGGACCAAUCUCAUCCCUCCGUUUCUUCAUCAUCUUCAUCUUCAUCGGAGAAGCCUCUCUCCUCGUCUUCGAUUUCUCCAGCGGAAGACCUUCAGGUUGGAUCGUCGAGAGAUGGAAGCGGAGGUGCGCAAGAGAUCGUAGCCGUCGAUCGGCCAGGAGAGUACACGGCGUUGUGUAGAUGGACGGUUGAGAGCUUCCCACGUGUUAAAGCUAAGGCACUGUGGAGCAAGUACUUCGAUGUAGGAGGCUACGAUUGUCGUCUCCUUGUUUACCCUAGAGGUGAUUCUCAGGCUCUUCCUGGUUACAUCAGCAUCUAUCUUCAGAUCAUGGACCCUCGUGGUACUACUUCUUCUCGUUGGGAUUGUUUCGCUAGCUACCGUCUCUCUAUCGUUAACCAUGUCGAUGAUUCUUUAACAAUCCAUAAGGAUUCUUGGCAUAGGUUCUCUAGUAAGAAGAAAUCUCAUGGAUGGUGUGAUUUCACCUUAAACUCUAGUAUUUUGGAUCCUAAGAUGGGUUUUUUGUUUAACAACGAUUCGUUGCUUAUCACUGCUGAUAUCUUGAUUCUAAACGAGUCUGUGAGCUUUAGCCGUGAUAGUAACAAUGAGGGCCAGUCGUUGUAUAAGGAAAAUUCCAUAGCUGGGCCAAUGCCGGAUGUGUUGAGUGGGAAGUUCACUUGGAAGGUAAAUAAUUUUAGUUUGUUUAAGGAAAUGAUUAAGACACAGAAGAUAAUGAGCCCUGUUUUCCCAGCUGGGGAGUGUAAUUUAAGGAUUAGUGUGUACCAGAGUGUGGUUAAUUCGCAAGAAUACAUAUCUAUGUGUUUGGAGAGUAAAGAGACCGAGAAGACUUUGGUUUCAGAUAGGAGCUGUUGGUGUUUGUUUAGGAUGUCAGCUUUGAAUCAGAAGCCUGGCUGCACUCACAUGCAUAGAGAUUCUUAUGGGAGGUUUGCUGCUGAUAAUAAGAGUGGGGACAAUACGAGCUUGGGCUGGAAUGAUUACAUGAAGAUGUCUGACUUUAUGAACCCGGAAGCAGGCUUUUUACUCGAUGACAUGGCUGUAUUUAGCACCUCAUUCCAUGUUAUCAAAGAGUUCAGUAGCUUUACUAAGAAUGGAGGAUUGGUUGGGGGAAGGAAUGGGCCUGGAGCUAGGAAGUCAGAUGGACACAUGGGAAAAUUCACUUGGAGAAUUGAAAACUUCACAAGGUUAAAGGAUCUUCUAAAGAAGAGGAAGAUAACAGGUCUUUGCAUAAAAAGUAAGAGGUUUCAAAUUGGAAACCGGGAUUGUCGACUUAUUGUUUAUCCCCGAGGGCAGUCCCAGCCACCAUGCCAUCUUUCUGUAUUUCUUGAAGUGACAGAUUCACGAAGCUCAAGUGAUUGGAGCUGUUUUGUUAGCCACCGACUAUCAGUUGUGAACCAGAGAUUGGAGGAGAAGUCGGUGACAAAGGAAUCUCAGAAUCGUUACUCGAAAGCUGCAAAGGAUUGGGGUUGGCGUGAAUUUGUGACACUUACUAGUUUGUUUGAUCAAGACUCUGGAUUUCUGGUUCAAGACACUGUUGUAUUCUCCGCUGAGGUUCUUAUAUUAAAAGAGACAUCUUUAACAAAAGAGUACGUGGAUGCGGAAUCAGCUAAUUCAGUUUCACAGAAUGAGAAUAACGUAAAAAAAAGUUCAUUUACUUGGAAAGUGGAAAAUUUCUUAGCCUUCAAGGAAAUAAUGGAAACACGAAAGAUUUUUAGCAAAUUCUUUCAGGCUGGUGGGUGUGAACUCCGGAUUGGUGUAUACGAGUCCUUUGACACCAUAUGCAUAUAUUUAGAGAGUGAUCAAUCUGCGGGUACAGAUGUGGACAAUAAUUUUUGGGUUAAGUACAAGAUGGGUAUUCUGAACCAAAAGAAUCCGGCCAAAAGUGUGUGGAAGGAGUCAUCUAUAUGUACCAAGACAUGGAAUAAUUCUGUUCUACAGUUUAUGAAGGUGUCUGACAUGUUGGAGGCUGAUGCUGGGUUUCUUGUGCGUGACACUGUUGUUUUUGUGUGUGAAAUAUUGGAUUGUUGUCCUUGGUUUGAGUUUUCGGACUUAGAGGUACUGGCUUCAGAUGAUGACCAAGAUGCCUUAACCACUGAUCCUGAUGAUAUUAUUGAUUCUGAGGAGAGUGAGGGCAUAAGCGGAGAUGAGGAAGAUACAUUCCGAGAUUUUCUUUCCCGAGCUGGAUUCCAUCUCACGUUCGGGGAAAAUCAUUCACAACCACAAGUUACUCUCCGUGAGAAGCUUCUAAUGGAUGCGGGUGCAAUUGCUGGGUUUCUUACUGGCUUGCGUGUAUAUCUUGAUGAUCCUACUAAAGUAAAGCGUUUACUUCUUCCAACUAAAAUAUCUUGUAAUGAUAGAAGCAAGCUAACAAAGAGUGAGGAAUCUUCACCCAGCCUGAUGAAUUUGCUGAUGGGUGUUAAAGUUCUACAGCAAGCAAUUAUUGAUUUACUUCUAGAUAUUAUGGUAGAGUGUUGCCAACCUUCAGAGGAAGGCUCUCACUCUGAGUCGUCUUUAUUGCCCCCAAAGACAAAUGGUUGCAUGGCUGCAACUUCAUCGGAGUCAACGAGGGAAAAUGGAGCAGCAGAACCUUCACAACAUCUUGUUGACGAGAGAUUCAAAUCUGAUACAGAUGCUACUCUCAGUACCUCAGCUGUACCAAGCUCAGAUAUGAAUGGAAUCGAUAUGCUUGAGAAAGCCCUUGCAAUAGAGCCUACUUCACCUCCUAACAUAUCUGCUGGGCAGUCUUCUGAUGCUUCACUCCAAUCAAAGACAAAAUGGCCGGAACAGUCUGAGGAGCUAUUGGGAUUGAUUGUGAAUUCACUUAAAACCCUUGAUGCGGCUGUUCCACAAGGUUGUCCAGAGCCUAGACGACGACCAAACUCUGCUCAAAAGAUUGCUCUUGUUUUAGACAGAGCGCCCAAACAUUUGCAACCAGAUUUAGUUAGUCUGGUUCCAAAAUUGGUUGAGCAUUCAGAGCACCCACUGGCUGCGUAUGCACUUAUUGAACGGCUUCAAAAGCCUGAAGCUGAACCAGCGUUGCGUGAACCAGUAUACAAUGCUCUUACCCAGUUAGAAUGUGACAGUGAAGUGUGGGAGCACCUACUUAUUCAGUCAUUUGAGCUUCUGAAUGACUCAAAUGAGGAAACGCUUGUGGCGGGCAUUCAUUUUACAUUUAAGACUGCCUCCCAGUGCCAACACCUACCUGAAGCCGUAAGUGCAGUGCGUGAACGGCUCAAAAAUCUGGGUGCUGAUGUGUCUCUUUGCGUCCUUGACUAUUUAAGUAAAACUGUACACAGUUGGCCUGAUAUUGCUGAAAUGAUACUUCGGGACAUCAAUACUGACGACAGUCCAGUUGGCAAUUUUGCAACAUUACCCUGCGGGCCAUUUCUGAUUGGCGAAAAUGAGUCUGCCUCCGAAAUGGCGGAUCUGAUGGAUGAACAUGAAUUCUAUGCGAAUAGGCAGUUUUUUGAUGUCUACAUUCUGCUGGAAAUGUUGUCCAUAUCGAGCCUAGCUGCAGAGGCAUCUCAAACGCUCGAAAGAGCUGUUGCUCGUGGAGCCAUUGUUGCUCAGGCUGUUGCCAUGGUCCUUGAAAAACAACGUGUUGAGGGCCCAGUUCAGAAUGCUACAAGUGGGGAAGCUUCUUUUAAGCAUCAAGAUCCUCUAUUGGAGGGAGAGGCUAGUGAGCAACCAGCCACUGGAGGGAUUGAUUUCAGGACAAUCCUUAAUCUUGCUGAGACCUUAACUCAUUCUAGAGAUCCUCAAGUGAGGGGAUUUGUGAAAAUGCUAUACACAAUAUUAUUCAAAUGGUUUCCGGAUCAGCCCUUUAGGGUUCAAAUGCUAAGGAGACUUGUAGAUAGAUUCACCAGCCCUACGAGUAGCAGCCACGAUUUAGACUUAGACUUGGAGAUUCUAGCUAUUCUGAUUUUUCAAGAGCAAGAGGUUGCUAGACCCGUUUUAGCCAUGCUGAAAAAGGCUGUGGAACAUGCAAAUAUUGACAGGGCAGCCCUGUGGCAUCAAUUGCGUGCAAACAAGGAAGAGCUUGUCCGGUUGAAGGAAGAAAAGAAGACGGAGAUUCAAUCUAUGAUGAAGGAGAAAUCUAGCAUCACACAAAAAUUAAGUGAAUCUGAGGCUGCAAACACCCGUCUUAAGGUAUGUGCUUACUUCAUUUUGUCUGCUGUGAGAGUGUGA
This is a messenger RNA of Camelina sativa (false flax), 4349 nucleotides long. The record is from RefSeq and is a predicted model, not a curated record. NCBI's taxonomy places the organism in Eukaryota, Viridiplantae, Streptophyta, Magnoliopsida, Brassicales, Brassicaceae.